This is a messenger RNA of Phodopus roborovskii (desert hamster), 5827 nucleotides long. It is a transcript of the gene Nid1, whose product is annotated as nidogen 1. The record is from RefSeq and is a predicted model, not a curated record. The transcript has 20 exons. NCBI's taxonomy places the organism in Eukaryota, Metazoa, Chordata, Mammalia, Rodentia, Cricetidae. Gene Ontology annotation, molecular function: calcium ion binding. Bases 42 to 3776 code for a protein of 1244 amino acids. Gene Ontology annotation, biological process: cell-matrix adhesion.
GAGCUGUAGCCGCCGGGGUUGCGGGACUACAGUUGGGGAACAUGCUGGACGCAAGCGGCUGGAGCCCCGCGGCGUGGACGUGGGUGCUGCUUCUGCAGCUAUUGCUAGCGGGGCCCGGAGGCUGCCUGAGCCGUCAGGAGCUUUUCCCCUUCGGCCCUGGGCAGGGGGACUUAGAGCUGGAGGCCGGGGACGACGUGGUGUCCCCUGCUCUGGAACUGAUCGGAGAGCUGAGCUUCUAUGAUCGUUCGGACAUCACGUCGGUCUAUGUCACCACAAAUGGCAUUAUUGCUAUGAGUGAACCUCCAGCCAGAGAAUCACAUCCUGGAACCUUCCCACCCAGCUUCGGCUCAGUGGCACCUUUCCUGGCUGACUUGGACACAACAGAUGGUCUGGGGAAUGUGUAUUAUCGAGAAGACUUAUCCCCUUCCAUCAUUCAGAUGGCAGCGGAGUAUGUCCAGAGAGGCUUCCCGGAGGUUCCUUUCCAGCCCACUAGUGUGGUGGUUGUCACUUGGGAGUCCAUGGCCCCCUAUGGAGGGCCCAGUGGGAGCCCUGCCCAGGAAGGCAAGAGAAACACGUUCCAGGCUGUUCUGGCUUCCUCAAAUUCCAGCUCCUAUGCCAUUUUCCUUUAUCCUGAAGAUGGUCUACAGUUCUUUACAACAUUCUCGAAGAAGGAUGAAAACCAAGUGCCCGCCAUAGUUGGCUUCAGCCAAGGCUUAGUGGGAUUUCUAUGGAGGAGUGACGGAGCCUAUAACAUAUUUGCCAAUGACAGGGAAUCCAUUGAAAAUUUGGCCAAGAGCAGCAAUGCUGGACACCAGGGGGUGUGGGUGUUUGAGAUUGGGAGUGCUGCUACUGCCAAGGGUGUGGUGCCUGCAGAUGUGAACCUAGACCUGGAUGACGAUGGAGCAGACUAUGAGGAUGAAGAGUAUGACCUGGCAACCUCUCACCUGGGCCUGGAGGAUAUGGCCACCCCAACCUUUCCCACCCAUAGUCCAAGAAGGGGAAACACUAACCCACACAAUGCACCCAGGGUCCUCUCUCCUAGCUAUGAGGCUACAGAAAGUCCCCAUGGAAUCCCCACUGAGAGAAUCAGAACCUUCCAAUUGCCAGUAGAGAGGUUCCCGCAACAGCACUCUCAGGUCAUUGAUGUGGAUGAAGUAGAAGAAACAGGAAUUGUAUUCAGCUACAACACAGGUUCCCAGCAGACGUGUGCCAACAAUAGACACCAGUGCUCCGUGCAUGCAGAGUGCAGAGACUAUGCUACUGGCUUCUGCUGCAGGUGCGUGGCCAACUACACCGGCAACGGCAGGCAGUGUGUAGCAGAAGGCUCCCCACAGCGGGUCAACGGCAAGGUGAAGGGAAGGAUCUUCGUGGGGAACAGCCAGAUCCCCGUGGUGUUUGAGAACACUGACCUGCACUCCUAUGUGGUGAUGAACCAUGGACGCUCUUACACAGCCAUCAGCACCAUUCCCGAAACCGUUGGGUAUUCUCUGCUUCCCCUGGCACCCAUUGGAGGCAUCAUCGGAUGGAUGUUUGCAGUGGAGCAGAAUGGGUUCAAGAAUGGGUUUAGCAUCACUGGGGGUGAGUUCACCCGACAAGCCGAGGUGACCUUCUUGGGGCACCCAGGCAAGCUGGUCCUGAAGCAGCAGUUCAGUGGUAUUGAUGAACAUGGACACCUGACCAUCAACACAGAACUGGAUGGCCGAGUGCCGCAGAUCCCCUACGGUUCUAAAGUGCACAUUGAACCCUACACAGAGCUGUACCACUACUCCAGCUCAGUGAUCACUUCCUCCUCCACCCGGGAGUACACAGUGACUGAUCCGGAUGGCGAUGCAUCCUCACACACCUAUGUUUACCAGUGGCGUCAGACCAUCACCUUCCAGGAGUGUGUCCAUGAUGACUCCAGGCCAGCCCUGCCCAGUACCCAGCAGCUCUCUGUGGACAGUGUGUUUGUCCUGUACAACCCAGAGGAAAGGAUUUUGCGCUAUGCCCUCAGCAACUCCAUUGGACCUGUGAGGGAGGGCUCCCCUGAUGCACUUCAGAAUCCAUGCUACAUCGGCACUCAUGGGUGUGACAGCAACGCAGCCUGUCGCCCUGGCUCUGGAACACAGUUCACCUGCGAAUGUUCCAUUGGCUUCCGAGGAGAUGGGCAGACUUGUUAUGAUAUUGAUGAAUGUUCAGAGCAGCCUUCCAGAUGUGGAAACCAUGCAAUCUGCAACAAUUACCCAGGAGCCUACCGCUGUGAGUGCGUGGAGGGCUACCACUUUUCAGACGGGGGAAUAUGCGUGGCUGAUGAGGACCAGCGGCCCAUCAACUACUGUGAAACUGGUCUCCACAACUGUGAUAUCCCCCAGCGGGCUCAGUGCAUCUAUAUGGGCGGCUCCUCCUACACCUGUUCCUGUCUGCCUGGCUUCUCUGGGGAUGGCAGAGCCUGCCAAGACAUGGAUGAAUGCCAGCUCAGCCGAUGUCACCCUGAUGCCGUCUGCUACAACACACCAGGAUCCUUCACAUGCCAAUGCAAACCUGGUUAUCAGGGGGAUGGCUUCCAAUGUGUGCCUGGAGAGGUGGGGAAAACACGGUGUCAACUGGAGCGAGAGCACAUCCUUGGAGCAUCAGGGGCGGCAGAUGCCCAGCAGCCCAGGCUGCUAGGGAUGUAUGUACCCCAGUGUGAUGAGUAUGGACACUAUGAACCCACCCAGUGCCACCAUGGCACUGGCUACUGCUGGUGUGUGGACCGUGAUGGUCGGGAGCUGGAGGGUACCCGUACCCGGCCUGGGAUGAUGCCCCCAUGUCUGAGUACGGUGGCUCCCCCUAUUCACCAGAGACCUGUAGUACCAACAGCCGUCAUCCCCCUGCCGCCAGGGACUCACUUACUCUUUGCCCAGACCGGGAAGAUUGAGCGCCUCCCCCUGGAGGGAAACACCAUGAAGAAGACAGCAGCCAAGACCUUUCUCCAUAUCCCUGCAAAAGUCAUCAUUGGACUGGCCUUUGACUGUGUGGACAAGGUAGUUUACUGGACAGACAUCAGCGAGCCUUCCAUUGGGAGAGCCAGCCUACAUGGCGGAGAGCCAACCACCAUCAUUCGACAAGAUCUUGGAAGCCCUGAAGGCAUUGCCCUUGACCAUCUCAGCCGAAACAUCUUCUGGACAGACUCUCAGCUGGAUCGCAUAGAAGUUGCAAAGAUGGAUGGCACACAGCGUCGAGUGCUGUUUGACACGGGUUUGGUGAACCCCAGAGGCAUUGUGACAGACUCCAUAGGAGGGAACCUUUAUUGGACAGAUUGGAACAGAGAUAAUCCCAAAAUUGAGACUUCUUACAUGGAUGGUACCAACCGGAGGAUUCUCGCACAUGACAACCUGGGCCUGCCCAAUGGCCUGACCUUUGAUGCAUUCUCAUCUCAGCUCUGCUGGGUGGAUGCAGGCACCCAUAGAGCAGAAUGCCUGAACCCGGCUCAGCCCACCAGACGUAAGGUUCUCGAAGGCCUCCAGUACCCUUUCGCUGUGACGAGCUAUGGGAAGAAUUUGUACUACACAGAUUGGAAGACGAAUUCGGUGAUUGCCAUGGACCUUGCUAUAUCCAAAGAGAUGGAUACCUUCCACCCCCACAAGCAGACCCGGCUAUAUGGCAUCACCAUUGCCCUGUCCCAGUGCCCCCAAGGCCACAACUACUGCUCAGUGAAUAAUGGUGGCUGUACCCACCUCUGCUUGCCCACUCCAGGGAGCAGAACCUGCCGAUGUCCCGACAACACCCUGGGAGUUGACUGCAUUGAACGGAAAUGAUGACAAGAAUGCCUUACUCCCUCUCCAAGUAUUUCACAGUAACACCCUACUUGAAAUGACUUGAUCUGGAAAAAAAAAAAAAAAAGACUGACUGAAAAUUGUCCUGCAAUGGAGUGACCACUAGGCCCAGGUCUAGCCUCGCCUGAGCCCUCACAACUUCCCCUCAGCCUUCCCUAAAACAGUCACCCUGAGCUCAGUAAUAGGAAAGUCUCUACCCCAACAUGAGGGUGGGACCCCCCACAUACUUCCUGACACCAGUCUUCAGACAAGAUUAUAGAGUUCUGUAUAAAAAAACAAGUCAAAGUAGUGGUGCAUGCCUGUAACCCUAGCACUUGGGAAGUGGAGGCAGGAAGAUCCAGGGUUCAAGUUAAGAUUACAUGAUACCCUGUCUCAGAAAACAACCAGGAUGAGAAUCAUGUGUUUAUUCCAGAGCUAUAGGACCUUUUCCUAAUCUUAGGCUCCUCCAUGGUAAGCAGACCCCCCCCCACUCCUCCAUUCCACCCCCAUCUCCACCCCCCCAUCCCCGCAGACCUAGUCACAAUAUCUGUGGCAUCACAAGCUCAGCUGUUACUCUGAGGUGCCCGAGAGCUUGCCAGUUUCUCAACAUAGCAUCCAGGUCCAGCUUAGGUAAGGUUAUGAGGCAUACUUUUUCUCUUGGUACUCCAAUUUCUGCCUUCAUGUUCCCACCUAGAACUACUCUCCUACUCUGUACCACCUGUCUAAGACUCUGAUUUUAGUGAGCAUGAUUUACCAUGUUAUCAAAGCCCAACCGUAUCCUAGGAAUUAAUGGUAUUUGGUGGAUGGUAAUAAGGAGCCCCUCCCAGAUUAUAAAAUCCUGGUGGUUUCCUGGUGAUAGUCAAGUGGGUAAGUCAAAGAAAUGUCCUGUGAGAGGAAUGUCAAGAUGUAGCGUGAGGAUAGGGGAUUAUUAUUUUGAUGUGUCUGGAAUUGUAGCAAAUUCUUCCUCUUUGCCAAAGUAUCUGUAUUAGCAUCUGGUCUAUCAUGCCAUGUGAGUCUUUAGCCCCACUCCUGGUACUUAUAGUCAUCCAGGGCCCAGGUUGGGUUAGUGCUUGAGCAAAGUAGUGGUCCAUCAUAGUCCUUUAAUUUUAGAAUUGUAUCUUUGUUUCCCCCUCUCUCUAUGGCUUUUUCUGGCUGCAUGUUCACUCAUCUGAAGACCCAAUCUGGGAAGAUCUAACUGGGUAUUUCUACUAAUGGUUCAGACCCUUAAUUGCCCACUGGUGUAGUUCAAGGGACUGUUCCUGCCUUCCAUGUAUCUGUCUGUCAUUUGUUUCAAAAAUGCAUAUAUCUUUUUUUUUUUUUUUCAACUGCUCCCAAGAUAAUUAAAGCAAUAGAUAUUUUGGAUUGAAGGUCAAACAUCAGAAGUUCUGUUCAGCACAGUGUAGGGUAAGGGCAUAGACAAGACUCAGUGGGAAUAUGGAUGGAGAACAGGAAUGGAAAACUUAAGAGGAAAUUGUGGGAAGGGGUUUAAAGGCAGCUAAAACUAAAACCCUUAAAUAACGUCAGAGAACAAUGUGCCAUUUUUUCAAAAGAAUGCUAAUUAUUGAAGACAUAGAGGACUUUGCCUGAUGCUUUUCUUGGGGCACAGAGGCCCCCUACCUCCUUUUCUUCUAGCUUCAUCACACUCAGCCUCCAAUCCCAUCUCCUCCUACCUCCAUCUCAACCUGCUUACAUAGGACUGGGAACCUGAAUUGGGAAGGAGUCUUUACUUAAACAAUUGGAAUUUGUAUCACAAGAUUUAGGGAUCAUGCGAAUCUUCUGUGCAGCCUCGUAAGGAGGUCUCAGAUGUUUUUUAGUCAUUUUUUUAUGAAGCCCUCUCAUGUUCCUCAUGACACCCACCUUUUAUAACCUUUAUUCAUUGUACUAGCUUCCUUCUAAAAUGUUUUACACGGUGAAUUCUUCAACUAUGGAAACCACUGAAGGUGCUUAUUAACGGUUCUCCAGAAGUACACAAGUAUUGGAUGGUUCCUUGAGUUUACAACUGUACAAAUAUUAGUGCUGAGAAUUAAAAAUAAACUGUUAAAAAUAAAACCUUA